AUGAACAAUUUUCGAAUAACCAUUGUUGCGUUCUUAGCCGUUCUUGUCUUCACCACAACUGUUACGAAUUCUUUGGAUGAACCUAAUAUGGACACUAUAUCCAAAUCCAGAGAAUACAAAUGUAAAAUUGACCUGGAUUGUUCAAACCACAUUGCAUGUAGGCAUUGUUCUUAUCGCAAUUGCAAAUGCGAUCAUGGAACCUGUAAAUGCAUGCCAUGACUCUUAACCCACAAGGCCACAAGCCAUUGAUCCAACUGCAUCUUCAACUCGUCUUAAUCUCUCCUAUAUAUGUACUCUUUUGUUUGUAAUGCAAAAGAAAAUAAAACAUAAUAUUUUCAGUUGAUAAACUACUAAUGAAAUAUUAUACGUCAACGAAAUUUAGUAUAUAAACUACAAAACGGCAAAAAUAGCUUUCUCGAAACCAACAAAGUUAAUUGGACAAACGACAAAAA
Arabidopsis thaliana (thale cress) is the source of this 452-nucleotide messenger RNA. Its product is annotated as Defensin-like (DEFL) family protein. NCBI's taxonomy places the organism in Eukaryota, Viridiplantae, Streptophyta, Magnoliopsida, Brassicales, Brassicaceae. The transcript has 2 exons. The record is from RefSeq and is marked reviewed. Gene Ontology annotation, cellular component: extracellular region. The coding region runs from base 1 to 219 and encodes 72 amino acids.